This is a messenger RNA of Etheostoma cragini (Arkansas darter), 1975 nucleotides long. RefSeq lists its product as uncharacterized. Gene Ontology annotation, biological process: SCF-dependent proteasomal ubiquitin-dependent protein catabolic process. The record is from RefSeq and is a predicted model, not a curated record. The transcript is spliced from 3 exons. Lineage: Eukaryota; Metazoa; Chordata; Actinopteri; Perciformes; Percidae. Bases 55 to 1725 code for a protein of 556 amino acids. Gene Ontology annotation, cellular component: SCF ubiquitin ligase complex.
GUAGCGGCUGCGCUGGUGGAGGAGCUGACGCAGCUGCUGUGCAGCAGGAAGCAGAUGUCCCGGGCAGCUCUGCACCUCCUGCUGGUCCCCCAUCUCCGUGGCCUGUCUCUGGGAGCGUGUCCCGGUCUGGUCACCCCCGCUCUCUGUGCCCACAUCACUGCACGUUGCCAGGGUCUGUGGAGUCUGUACCUGUCUGGAGCCCAGCAGCUGUCCUCCAAGCUGCUGUCCGAAACGCUCUGCUGUCUCCCCGCCCUGCGCUCGCUCUCCCUCGCCGCUACACCGUGUGACACAUGUGUAAUCAGAACGAUCGCCCAGCGCUGUCGUUUGCUGCGCCAUCUGGACAUAUCACGGUGUCACUUCCUGUCCCCUGCUGCGCUGCUUCCUCUCGGAGGCGGGGCUUCCUUUCCCUUCUCUGGCGGUCCGUCUGCGUCUUCUCCCGGUUCGGCGCCGCCGCCUGCUCUGCCCCUCUGCAGCCUGCUGGCUCUGGAUAUCGGGUUUGGGAAAGAAGAGGGGGACGCUGCGGCGGCGGCGGCCUACCUCCUCCUCACCCUGCCCUGCCUGGAGACCCUGGACCUGGACGGCCUGGCGGAGGCCUGCUGUCUCAUCCAGCACGGACGGUUCGGACUCACGGACGAGUUCAGCGACAGGGAAGGAGUUCCCCGGCUGGGGGAGGUGUGGAGGGAGUGGAAGCACAGGCAGCGCUCGGACAGAUCGAGGGAAGAGAGAGAAGAAGCACGGGCAGAAGAUGAGGAUGAAGAAGAAGAGGAGGAGGAGGAGAGGAUACUGUUGAAUGGGUAUGGCCGUGAGAGUAGAGAUGAAGGGCCAAGGGACCAAGCGGAGGAAGACCUGCAAGACCGGGUUUCGUCAGGUGAUGACCGCCUGAUCCUGCGCCUGAAGGACGUCAAGGGCGUAUCAUGUGAGUCUCUGGACAGCUUAAGUCGUGCAUGUCCAAACAUUCGCUCUGUGUGUGUGGACGUUGAGGAAGAUGUGGACACCAGAGGACGGAGCCAGGGCUCCCUGUUGGCCUCUGGCCUCCGGGCGUGGGCCGGCCAGCUGCAGCGUCUCUCCGUGCGCUUCCCCGGCCCGCUGCCGGAUCUACUUCCUGCCUUGGACGUCGCAGGCUCCUCUUUGGUGUCCCUCACGCUGCAGGGGGUGAAAACCAGCCGUCGCACGCCUCUCCUGGAGGCCAUCAAGGCGUGUCCCAGACUCAGAGACCUGCUCAUCUCCGCCGAGCCUCCCACCGGACCACAGGACGAAGAAGACGAGGACGACCAGCGGGACGAGGUCCGGGAUCUUCCUCAGCUGCCUCACCUCUGCUCUCUCACACUCAGUUUCUCCUACGAGCACGGCCAAAUGAAGCCUGUGAUGUCCUGGAUGUCCCUGAAGAGGGCGCUCGGGUGUCUCCUGACUGGUUCUCCUCUCCUGGAGAAGCUGUCUCUGGUCUCCCUGCCCUGCCCUCUGGACUGCGUCUUCAGCGACGUACUGGGCAGGUUGGACCUGGACCUGGACCUGGAUGCAGACUCCACAGACUCGCCUCGCGUGCCGCUCGCACGGCUGCGACACGUCGAGCUGCCGCGGACGGAUGUUACCAUGGUUACGGUGAAAAGGAUGAUGCAGCGGAGCAAGAGACUCAAAUACGUGGAUGUGAAUCACUGCUGGCAAAUCAGCCUGCAGGAGUGGUCGGACUGCAAGAAGAUCAGGAAAGUCCAAGUCGUCUGGUCUUAGGGAAGAGACAUUCAUUCAUUACGUCAUUCAUUCAUUCAUUCAUUCAUUCAUUCAUAUUUAUAAUACAGGAAAGUUAAAAGUUAUUACAUUACAUUACAAUAUAAACGGUCCUGACUCAGGUUGCUGUUCUGCAGAAACAUUAAACAUUGACAGCAACUUAAAACAGGAGAAAGUGGAUUUCCAACCCUUUGAAAUGUAAAUUAGGUUUUUAUUUUUAUUACAUAAUUAGAAAAUGGAAGAUACGUAUGUG